UGGGCGCAUGAGGAGACGGACGGGCGACCCCGCCGCACCACGUGGCGACGGCGACGACCCCAACGAGGGCAAGAAGCCUUCUCUGCGGAAGCUGCUGGAGUACCGCGCAGACCCCAACUCGUUCACGUUCGAGGACACUGGCGAGCGGCGUACUCUGCUCUGCCUGGUGAUCGAGGAGGCGGUGCAGAUAGGCGACUUCGAGAAGGUGGACCUGCUCCUCGACGCCCAGGCAGACCCCAACCGCCGGUCCGAGAACGGCACCUUUCCGCUGCAGUUGGCAGUGAAGCAUUCCAGCGUCGAUUUGACGCGGAAGUUGCUCAAGCGCAAGGCGGACGUCAACCAGCAGGACGCGAAGCUGGUCUCGCCGCUGCACACCGCCGUCUUCCAGGACGACGCCCGGGUGGCGCAGCUGCUGCUCCUGCACCGCGCGAACGUCAACGCGGCGGACCAGGUGGGGCAGUCGCCCGUCUUCUUCGCCAGCAGCCGGGGCCUGGCCUCCUCGCUCGUGGAGGCCGACGCAGACCUGCUGCAUCUGAACAAGAGGGGGCAGAGCGCGCUGCACCUCGCCGCCCACAGCGGCUGCUUCGACGCCG
Prorocentrum cordatum is the source of this 593-nucleotide messenger RNA. Lineage: Eukaryota; Dinophyceae; Prorocentrales; Prorocentraceae. The record is from the annotation of a GenBank genome assembly.